Molecule: messenger RNA, 829 nt
Organism: Adelges cooleyi (spruce gall adelgid)
Lineage: Eukaryota; Metazoa; Arthropoda; Insecta; Hemiptera; Adelgidae
Gene: mRpL12
Product: 39S ribosomal protein L12, mitochondrial
Exons: 4
Coding region: 181-711 (176 amino acids)
Biological process (GO): mitochondrial transcription; translation
Cellular component (GO): mitochondrial large ribosomal subunit; ribosome
Molecular function (GO): structural constituent of ribosome
Source: RefSeq, a predicted model, not a curated record
UUAUUUUCGAAUAUUGUUCUAUUCAAUGAUAAUAUUGUAAUUCAAUUUUUAAAAAUAAAAUUUUUUUUCCACAAGUCUAGUGCUGUAGUACUCGGUUUAAUCUUCAAAAGAGAGGUCCCAUAACGACAAAAUUAUUUUUAAAAUAUUUCUUUGAAACGAAAAAAAAUUAACUAUUAACAAAUGAAAAUGUUGUUCAACACCGCAUUCCGUGUGCUUGGCAGACAAAUGAAACCCGUUUCCAAAAGCAGUGCAUUAAGAUUAUAUUCUGCGGCUACGCAACCGCUGACGGUGCCCGAGGCCGAUGGCAGUUUGCAAGUUUCGGCAAAACUCGAAAAACUUUACACCGAAAUCACUUCGUUGAACAUGAUCGAAGUAGCCGAAUUCAGCGAACUCUUAAAGGUCAGGUUGAACAUCAAAGACAUACCCAUGGGAACGAUGGUCAGCGCUCCUGCCGCAUCACAAGAUGAAGAAGAAGAUGUGCCCGCCGCAGUCAAAACUAGUUUUACAAUUAAACUUAUGAAAUUUGACGAUAAACAAAAAGUCGCUCUGAUCAAAGAAGUGAAGAAUUUGUUGGAAGGCAUGAAUUUAGUUCAGGCUAAGAAGUUUGUCGAAAGUGCUCCAACGAUUAUUAAAUCGGAUAUCGGUAAAGACGAAGCAGAAAAACUUAAAGAAGCAUUUACUAAAGUCGGAGCAGAAUGUGUUAUUGAUUAAGCUAAUAGUGAUGAACUUUGGUUUAUUUUUAUUUGUUCUUUUUUUUACAAAGUUUUAACUUUAAAUAAUGUAAGUAGUGAACUUUAUUUAUCAAUAUAAAUAAAAUUAUUUAUGAUAA